Molecule: messenger RNA, 390 nt
Organism: Ostreobium quekettii
Lineage: Eukaryota; Viridiplantae; Chlorophyta; Ulvophyceae; Bryopsidales; Ostreobiaceae
Source: the annotation of a GenBank genome assembly
AUGGACCCCCUGACCCACCUCGCGACGACCGCCGCCGCAAGGGGGGCGAGCCGGGCGGAGCGGGCGCACCUGGCGCGCGCCCUGGGCAGCGGCAGGCACGCGCUGGUGCUGUUCUACUCCAAGAACUGCAGGCUGUGCAGGGCGCUGCAGCCAGUCGUGGACGAGGCGGAGGCCUGCGAGGCGGAUUGGAUGCGGGUGGUGCGGGUGUGCACGGACAGCGACCAGGAGUGGGCGCCGGAGAUUCUUCACUACGGAAUAGAGCACGUGCCCUGCCUGGUGAUGUUGCAACCCGGAGGGAAUGCGAUCUCAAAGAGUGGCUCUCCUCGCAACCUUCAACACAUGAGAGAAACACUAGAACUACUCCUGAAGCAAGCCAAGGCACAAUUAUGA